AUGGACACUGACGCGGUCCGCAAUGCGUGCGCUGUCCUGGCCCGUGUAGGCGCCUUUGUGGACGACGGUUCUGGGGGCGCCUCGGCUCGCGACGACGUCACCGAUGCUCUUGCCUGCUUGCGCGAGGCGGUGGUGGUAGGCUCUGGGGCCAAUGGUGCAGCUGGACCACUGCCUGCGCCAAAGGACGUGGCAGUCGUGCUAGGCGCCCUCCUUCAAACCCUCCGCUCAGAGACCUCGUCCGUCCGUCGUCUCGCGCAGGAGACCCUUGCCAUCGCCAUCAAGGCCCACGCGCCGCGCCUCCUCACCACCAUUCAUAUCGAGCUGAUCAAGGUGCUGCGGCUUCCGCUUGCGCCAGCCGGCGAGCAGGCCGAGCCCAUCGCCCGCUCGCAAAAGGAGGCGCUGGCUCUCCUUGCCGCUACCGCCCAUCUCGUUCGCCCGAGCAAAGUGCCGUUUGUGCUCAGCGCCCUCGUCCCGGCCCUCCUCUCGCUCCUCGCCGGCCCGCUCCCGAUCCUACUCGCCGAGUCGCUCGGCAGCGCCUUUGAGCUCCUCGCUGCAGCUCUAGCUUUCCACAUCGACACCGACUCGCUCGUGGCCCUCCUCUCCAACCUUGUCGUCGCCCUGCCGUCCGCCGAGCCCAACGUCCGCCGCUCCAUGGCCACCGCUGCCCUCGCACUUGUCAUCCACGCACGCAAGCGCCCAGUCCCCAUUGUGUUUUCGCUGCUUUGGGAGCUCUGCGUCGAACCCGAGGCCGUGGCCGCCGGCCGCCUCGCCGCUGCCGCCGCCGCCACCGGCUGGGCCUCGCUCCCGCCGCUCGACGGCGCUGCCAACAUGCCGUCCGAUGCCGCCUGGGGCGUCCUCACCCUCACUGCUGCUCUGUGCAAGACUCUGCGUCUCGAAUGCCUCGACGACCACGUCGAUGCCGUCCUCGGCUUCGCCUACUCGGCCCUCCUCCACCCCUCCGACAACGUCCGCGCCGCUGCCCUCGAGACGUUCCAGGCCGUCUUUGAGGCCUACGGUCCGGCUUCGACUACGCUUGGAAGCGUUCUCCUUGAGCUCGCCGCUGACCUGCUCCCGCGCUUCGAGUCGUUCGUGUGGGGCACCGAUGCCGCCACAGGCCGGACUCAUCGGGUCUCACUCCGUGGCCUUGGCCUCGCCAAUCUUGCUCACGCUGCGCGCUACUUUCCCUACUACUUUGCCGCCACAGAUCGCGCCCUCGUCGCUCGCCUCACCCCGCUCCUUGACACGGACGACCCGCUUCUUGUUUCAUCCGCCGCUGAGGUGCUUGGAGCCCUGCUCGGUGCGCUGCUCUCUCCCUUUCCGCUCACUGCCAAAUCGCUCGUCGCCGCCCCAUCUGAUCUCGUCGCUGCUGCCCGCACCCUCGUCUACGACAGCAUCGAGUCUGUGUUCCUCGCUAGAAUCCGCGCCCGCCCGCUCGCGCCGGCCUCGGUCCGCCCGCUCCUUGACGCCGCCGUCGAGUUCCUCCCGCGUGCACUCCACAUCCUCGCCGCCCCUGGCCUUGUCGUCGACUUGAUUGCUGCUCUUGUCGAGCUCGCCUCGCUGCUGGCCGGUUCGUGGCAAGUCCGCGUCGCGCUCCUCCGCGUCUUUGCUGCCCUCGACUACGACGCGCUUGCGCUGCUGGGCGCCGACGCCAACGCCUGGCCGCCUGUCGACCUUCACGCCGCUGUCCUGGACAUCCUGGUUGCCUCGCUGCACUCGCCGGACACCCGCAUCGCCGCUGCCGCCGCCCAGCUCGCCGAAGAGCUGGGGCCCAAGCUCCUGCCGCGCCGGAGCGUGGCCCGCUCGCCGCUCCCGCGUCUUGUCGCCCGCCACACCGCAUGCCUUCCAGCGCCGGUCUCGGGUGCAACCGCUCCGGUCGAAAACCCGCGCCCGGGCAUUUCCCAUGUCGUUGCUGCCCUCGUCCAGGUUCUCCACCAAAUCCCGGCCUCGUCGCCGGCCUACAUGCCAACGCUCUCCUCGGUCUUUGCCUCGCUCGCCAACCUCUCCGGCUCGGGUCUUCCGCGGGUGGUCCCGAACCCACUCUCGCACCGCCGCCUCGCCGAAUCGCCGUCAUCGCAGCUCUUCCGCGCCCUGGGUUCGUUUGGUCCCCAGCUCCUGCCCUACAUCCUUGACGUUGUCUCGUCAACCGCUGUCUGCGGCGACGUCAGCGCCCACGCCGCUGCCCUCCAGGUCGCUGCCGGUCUCGCCCACGCUUCGCCGGACGCCUUUGGCUCGUUUGCGCUCCCCAUGCUCUCGCACCUGCUCAAAGUCCUCAACGUCGUCGCCCAUGUCCAGCAAGGCCUGCCCGUUGCCCGCGAGCUCGACUACGAGGCGCUCUCCGAGGCUGACAACCUCUUCCUCGCCUCCGCCACCGAGCCGAGUGCCCGAGGCGCUUCUUCCAGCUCAGACUCGGCCAAGUCUGCAUCCACAGCCACCACCGAUUGGUCCAACUUUGCGCGAUCGCCCCACUAUCUCAUUCUCUACGACGCUCUAGCUGAGGCCCACGCCUCGCGCGCCGCCACUCUUCCGGUCCCGCAAACGCCGCUGCCAGACGUCUCCGCCGGGCGCCCCGACAUCGGGCCCGCCUUUGGCCGCUCUGCCACUGCCGGCAAGCGCCAUGGCGAGGGCGUUUUUGCCACUAUGGCCAAGGCCACCCUCCGCGCCCUCGCCCACGUUGUCCGCGUCGCCAAGCGUGCCAUUGUCCCGCACGCUCAGACCAUCCUCACCUUUGUCGAGCUGCAGGUCGAGCCACACCCAAUCGAGGCCUUUGAGGUUGUCCGUGCCCUCUUCUUUUGCCUUUACGCCGCCGCAGAGUAUCUUGUCGUGCCGCCGCGGAGCUCGUCGCGCUCGCGAUCCUCGCGCAUGCUCUACCACACUCUCAUGCUGGACCCGCUCAAGCGCCUGGCUUCAUCCAAAAAGGCCCGCCGGAACCGUCUGCGUUUCCAGCGAACUGAGCUCCCGGCCGCCACCGUCGAGGCCGGCCUCAUCUCACGCUUUGAGCCCGUCGUCCUCGCCGCCAUCGACCGCUACGGCAAGACCUCGCUCGGCGAGGAGCAGCAGGCCAUCCUUCUCCUCCUCUGCGAAAUCGUCUCGGCCGGUGUCGACUACUCGCGCCUUGACGCCGAGCUCGCCGUUCUUCGCCUCGUGCUUGCCCAACUCGCAUCUCUGGAGGCCUCGAUCCGAUCUCCACGCUUGGUUGUCGAGCCCAUGCUCCACUUUCUCUGCACCCUCGUCUUUGACCGUGGCUACUCGUCGCCACUGCUCUCGAUAGACAAGCUCAUUGGCCUGGUUCAGACCAUGCUUGUCUCGCUCGCCAACUCGCCCGGUCCGCUCCUUGUCUGCCUCACGCCGCUUGUCGAUGCGCUCACCGGGCCUAAGGUCUCAGCUUCGCACCAGGCUGCCAUGCUCGACGUUCUCACGCCGUACGCCCACUUUCCAGCCGCCAUCCUUCUCAUGGGCAAGCUCCUCUCAGCUCUCUACUCGUCGACUGCAAAGUGGGAGUCGAUCUCGCGCAAACUGCUCGGCAUCAUCCUCCCGAUGCUCACCCACUCGGAAAUGCUAUUUGCCUCGGGCAACAACCGCCCGCUUCUGCUUGACAACGGUCCUCCUGCACUUCGAGCCAAUCUCUUCCCGGACUCGGACACCGGCUCUGAGGCCGGCUCGGACUCGCAGGCCACGCACCGCUCCGGCGACGCCUCGCACCUCAUCUGGGAAGGCGCCGCCGCCCGUAACUGCUCCGAAGUCAUCAUGGUGGUCUCGGUCCUCUCCGAGCUUCUUGGCUCCAUCUCGCUACGUGUCAGCGCCGGCGGCUCGACGCCGCUGGCUUCGCCGGUCAAGGGCGCGAGCACCGGUGACGCGUCGUCGGCGGGCUAUCCGUCACCACGCAGCCUACCCGGGCCCGGCGCUCUGCCGUCCGACUGGGACUCGCUCGACACGUCCGUUUCCACCGGCUCGGAUCUCAUCUUCGCCGCUAUCGGCUCCCCGGGUGGCUCGGCCACCACCCGCCGGCUGCACUCGAUUCUGCGCGCCUUGGUCCUCCACGGCUCGGCCGUGGCCGGUGGAAGUGGGCUCGACGACGACGACGGCCUUCCGCAAGAAGCCUCUUACGGUUGCGUCAUUGUCCUCGUCCAGCUGCUCAACCGAUUUGCGCUUUCUCAGCUGAGUAGCGACGAUGUCGGCCGCCUCGGCGCUGCGCUCAUGGCCAUUGCCGCCUCGGCCGUCGGCUUUUGCCAGCCGGGCAUGCCGCGGCCGCAAGCCCAGCUUGUCGCCUGGCUGCUGACUGUGGUCACCUCGCUGGUCCUCUCGCACGAUGGGCCGCGCAACUCGGCCCUUCGCGAGGCCAUGGCCGCCGCUGCCGAUCCUUUUGUCGACGCCGCAGCUGCACUGUGUGCUCACCUCCCACAGAGCCUCGGCCUCUCGCUUGUCUCGCCGCUAGUGGCCACGGGCCGGCUCACUCGCGGACUCGGCAUCGUCGACUCGCCGCUCUGGUCGCUGGCCUGGCUUGAGCUAGCUGGCGCCUCGCUUGCCGUCCGUGUCGUCGCUCCCCCGCUCUUUCUCCUCUACACCGACACGCUGGUCGCCCGCAGCGAUGAUGUUGAGCCCGCCCUAGUCACCCGCGACCUCCUCGGCGCUGCACUGCGGCAUGUCUCCGAGCCACCGGUCCGGGUUCUCCUCAACAUCAUCUCUUCCAAGGCAUCGCUCAACGCAACAGUCCUCGCUGUCCUCGGUGAGCUGGUCGCCGAGCGCCCGGACUUGGUGGCCAGCGCCCGCUCUGCACAUGCCGCCGUCGACCUGGUUGCUCAGCUCUCCGACUGUGCAGAGCGAAUGGCGCUGCUGAAUGCUCGCUGGCUCGCUGCCUCGCCCUACGUGCGGGUUCGUGAUGAGGUUGAGCGCCUUGCCAAGAGCAAUAGCAGCGAUGGGUCUGCAAGCGCGAAGACGCCUCAGCAUGCGCCCGAGCCGCCAGUUCCGACCUCACUUGACGACGUGGUCACAGCGGGUCUUGCCGGCGGUCAGCCACUGGUCCUCGAUGCGUCGUGUGUGCACGUCGACAUGGUGACGAACGCCUCGCUCCCAUUCCUCCAUGCGUACAUCGACGUGGUGGCCGAAGCUGUGGGCUCAGUGCCCGGCGACGUGCUCGCCGCCGCCCACACCCGUGGCCUUGCUGGCAUUGACGCGCCCGCAGCACUGCCCGACGUUGUCUUUCGUUAUGUGCGCGCCGGCAACGCGCUUGCCGCUGCCGGCGCCGCCCGCUGGGGUGCUGAACUCGACAUGGGCCUGGCGCUGAAGGCACUGCAUGCGGUGGUGAGCGCGGACGGUGAGGCGUGGGGCGUUCACGUGCUCGACGCUUUUGUCGAGGGCUUUACCGGCCUCGUGGGCUUCGCCAACGAUGCCGAGACCCGUGCGCGUGCGCUCGAGGUGGUGUGGCUUGUUCACUCGCGGGUGUACGGUGGGCAGGGCGCGAGCGCAGGUGACCAGCUUGCCGAGCUCUUUGGCUUUGUUUUUGCCGUCGGCGACGAGGGUGGCCAGCGGCGAUGGCGGAGCGUAGCAUGGUUUGGGCAGUCACGUGGCGGUGGCGCGUUUGCUGCCGAGUGGGCCCGACGGGUUGUUGUCCCACUGCUGAGGGUCUGGCUGCCAGCCGUGCUGGUGGCGUGGCUCGAGGCAAGUUCACGGAGCCCGUGUGGGCGGACGACCGAGGGUGUGCGGCAAAGCGGCCUCGCCCCGACGGUUCCAGGCCCAGCGCUGGACACGCUGGUGGCAUCGUCAGCCGACACCGACGAUCCAGCAUGUAGCCUUGCUGCCCGUCUGGAGCGCGGGCUCGAAGUGCUCGAGGAUCCCGCAACGGCCAAGGCGUUUGGCCGGAUUGUGGCAGUGCUCGGCGUCGACGCACUGACUGCGCCGCUGGUUGUCGACGGGGUCAUGCGGGUGGUGAGCCCACCCCCAGAGACUGCCCCGUACAUCGAAGACGCAGCGCUCGAGGUCGGCGUCCAGACGCUCCGCGCACUGGAGCUUGAGCUGGCGCGCGGCGGAGCGCUUUCGACCCCGCCGCCGCCGUUUGCCACCGGGCCCCGGCACGUUCCGCGGUACGUGGAGGUCGAGUUUGGCAAGUCGCCUCAUGGUAAGCAGCUUGUGGCGGGACUCACUGUCUGUGACGUGGCGCUCGGACUCGGCCAUGUCCGCGGCUUCCAGGUCAACGUCGAUCGGAUCGGCCGCGACACCCGCGCGUUUGCAUCUGGGCAAGUUGCGCUGCGCAAGCUCUCGCGGCGGGUCCACAAGGGAACCGACGCGCAGGCGCGUGGAUCGCGGAUGCAGCGAACCGCUCAGGCGCUAGUGAACCUCGCAGUGAGCGCCAAAGGCUCUGAGCGCGCGGCGCUGCGGCUCGAGGCUCUGGCGUCGCUGCUCGCGCUGGUCGACGUCGUGCCCAACGAGGAGCUGAUGGCGGUGUGGUGGCGGCUUCUCUGCGAGCUGCAUGGCGAUAAGCGGUGCGAGGCUGACCCGCUUGUCCGCGGCAUGCUGCUGCAGGGCGUGCUCAAAGUGGCGCUGCUGGUCAACGGCGGCCUCUCGCUGUUGGGUCGGGUGCUGGAGGAGGGACUUGAGACCUUGCAAGGGAGCACUCAGUCGGGCUUUGUCUUUGGACUCAUCCACUUGCUUGAGGCCAAGAUUUCCGGCGUGCUCGCACCUUAUGUAGGUGCGCUCUGCGAGUUUGCGCUUGGCGCUGUCCGCCGGACGCGGUAUGGGCGGGCCAAGCUUGGCGCGGUUGCGCUGGUCGGCAUGCUACUGGCCAAGUUCCCGGCCGAGGCCGAGUCGCUCGGUUUUGUCACCCGCGCGCUGGACGUGCUCAUCACAACGGCACGCAACAAGCGCGAGCUGCGAAGUGUGCGCAUCGGUGUGGCCAAAACGCUGCAGACCGUGUUGGCGUCGUCUGCGGUACCACUGCGGGUCCUCGAGGCCGUUCAAUUCCAGUGGACGUGGGGGUAUGGCAAUGUUGCGUACUGCGCCGCGUACGAGGCGGUGUGUGAGUGUGGGCUUGGGCUUGCCGCACUCUACACCGAGGCGCUGCGGCGGGCACUGGCGCGCGGCGUGCCACGUGGAGGAUCGAUUUCGGCGCUCGCCGCCAGCGUGCCGUCGAGUCGGGCACUCGUGGGAGCUGGCCGCAGCGGAAGCUCGGUGUACGACUACGAUCACGACGAAGAUGAGGAUGGGAGCGCGGACGAGACAGCGCGGGUCAUCGACGCUUUGUACGAGCGGGCUGUGCUGUUGAUUGGGCGAGUCCGGUGCGGGGCGUUUUUGCGCGAGCGCCGGGUCCUUGUUGCCACCAUUCCGCUGCUCCUGGCUGACUUUCUGCCGCCGGACCGAGCGCUGACGCUUGUGCUCGGCCAGCUGCUCUCGGCGCGGACUGAUGCCGGUGGAUGCGAAGACGUGGCGCAGAUACUGUUCCGCACGAUGGAGCUUCUCCGAAGCGGCCGCAACGGUGAAGCCUAUGUCCGCAAGUGGGCGUACAUGGCGCUGCAUUCGUUCGUGCAGGUUGCGCCGGCGUGGGUUGGCAUCUGGCUUGCCGCGGUGGUGCUGGUGGCAUCGGCGCCGUCGCGUGAGGUGCUCCGCUUUGGUCGCGCCCAUUUGCUUGGCGGCCGGCGUGAGCACGGGCCGUCGGCCUCGACGCAGGCACUGUUUGCGCUUGCGUUCCAGGCUCACGUUGACGCUGGUGGCGCUGAGACGUUGGCAGCGGUCUGGGCCGACUCGGCAAUGGUCCAGGCCAUUGUGCCUGAGCCUCGGGCUGGCGGCGUGUGA
Thecamonas trahens ATCC 50062 is the source of this 7782-nucleotide messenger RNA. RefSeq lists its product as uncharacterized. The transcript has a single exon. The record is from RefSeq and is a predicted model, not a curated record. Gene Ontology annotation, cellular component: cytoplasm. Bases 1 to 7782 code for a protein of 2593 amino acids. NCBI's taxonomy places the organism in Eukaryota, Apusomonadida, Apusomonadidae.